AGCAAAGAAUUGGAGGAGGAAAGAAAUCAUUGCAGUUUCUGCUCCGUGGACUUUCUUACACUGAGUUUCAAGACUGCACGAAACCAUCAAUUGCGCGAUUAACGAAGAAGAAAGCGCCACAACGCCACCACUUCUAGCUGCCAAGUACGGAAAUCUGACGACGGUCGUUAUCAACCAAUGGCCGCGAAGAACGGCGGAUCAGCCACGGCGCCACCGCCACGCCCAACGAUCACUCUCCCACCUCGGCCUUCCAUGGAGGUCUUCUUUUCCGGUGGGCCAGGCGCGAGCCCCGGCCCGAUGACCCUCGUAUCCAGCUUCUUCUCCGAUAAUUACCCCGACUCUGACUGUCGGUCGUUUUCUCAGUUGCUUGCCGGAGCUAUGGCUUCUCCGCUUGCUCUAGGUGCGAGGCCUAGCUUCUUUCCGGAAAAUUCAACCGACAAUUCCUUCAAAGAAGCUACUGCUGAGGAUGGGGCCCAGAAGAAUUCGGCUUUCAAGCAGAGUAGACCCAUGAAUCUGGUUAUUGCUCGUUCACCAAUGUUUACCGUUCCACCUGGGUUAAGCCCUUCCGGACUGCUCAAUUCACCGGGCUUCUUUUCGCCGCAGAGCCCCUUUGGGAUAUCCCAUCAGCAGGCUUUGGCACAAGUUCAAGCUCAAGCUGCCCUGGUGCAAUCUCAUAUGCACAUGCAAGGUGAUCAUCAACAAUCUGCUGUAACAGCUCCUGGUGAACCAUUGGCACAGCAGCCAUCUUUUGUUCCAAGUGAAGCUUCAGACCAGCAAGUGGCACCAUCUGCAUCAGAUUCUAGAAGUGCUCAAAUGGAGACUUCAGAUGUUUCUCACACUGAUAAGAAAUUUCAACUUCCUUCCUUAGCCAUUGAUAAACCUGCAGAUGAUGGCUACAAUUGGCGUAAGUAUGGGCAGAAGCAGGUCAAAGGAAGUGAGUACCCACGGAGCUACUACAAGUGUACGCAUCUGAAUUGCCCAGUAAAAAAAAAGGUUGAGCGUGCCCCUGAUGGUCACAUAACUGAAAUUAUCUAUAAAGGUCAGCAUAAUCAUGAACUGCCUCAGCCAAACAAGCGUGUCAAAGAUAAUUCUGAUUUAAAUGGAAAUACAAGUGUUCAAGUUCAGUCUGACUCGACUACACAAGGUUGGGCGGGAAAUUUAAACAAGCUUGGUGAAAGCAUGCCUGAUCAUUCAGUGCCAGAAAGUGAUCCCUCAUCCAAUCAAGGUGCUCACAGGCAGUUAACUGGAUCAAGUGAGAGUGAGGAAGGGGGUGAUCCUGAUUUAAGGGAAGAGGAGGGGGAUGUCAGUGAGCCAAAUCCCAAGAAAAGAAACACUGAUCUUGGGGCUUCUGAAGCACCUAUGUCUCACAAGACUGUCACAGAGCCCAAAAUCAUUGUGCAAACAAGAAGUGAAGUUGAUCUUCUGGAUGAUGGCUACAGGUGGCGCAAGUACGGGCAAAAAGUAGUAAAGGGAAAUCCCUAUCCAAGGAGUUAUUACAAAUGCACCAGUGCAGGAUGCAAUGUGCGUAAGCAUGUUGAGAGGGCUUCAACAGACCCCAAAGCUGUCAUAACUACCUAUGAGGGAAAACAUAACCAUGAUGUUCCUGCUGCUAAAACCAGCAGCCACAACACAGCUAAUAGCAAUUCAGUGCUCGUCAAACCACAGAGAGUGGUGCCUGAGAAGCAUCCUCUGCUUAAAGAUAUGGAUUUUGGAAAUAAUGACCAAAGACCAGUCGCAUUACGCUUGAAAGAGGAGCAAAUCAUAGUAUAGUCUGGUGUCAAAGAUCAGUUGUGCAACUUUCUGGUUAACUCACUUAGGUUCUCUGUAUGUAACACUUUCUGUAUACCAUGUUCACAAUCACAUGUAUGAAGAUUACUUAUCUAUUGUCUCCCCGUAAUUAUAGACUUUGUGGCUGUUCCUGGUACUGUCUAAUUCUCCUUGAAAGUUGAGCACAAAGAAAAAUUGGAAAGCUGGAUUCACAUGGAAAGUUCACAGAAUUCUUUGGCUUAUUGUUACCUUGUAAGCUUUCAAACCUCUUGCAACUUGCUUUUCAGAGGGUGCUGUUCUUCAAUGUAUGUAUUUUAUUUAUAUCCUCGUACUUGGUAGUUCAUUGUAAUGAAUUAUCCAUAUGCUUGCAAAUAUUUGAACAGUUGAUUUUUAUAUUUCUAUGAUGUAUAGUUCAAUUUCAUUAGCAAAGGAGCUAAAUUUGGUUCU
Messenger RNA from Neltuma alba, 2214 nucleotides. Its product is annotated as probable WRKY transcription factor 3. NCBI's taxonomy places the organism in Eukaryota, Viridiplantae, Streptophyta, Magnoliopsida, Fabales, Fabaceae. The transcript has 4 exons. Bases 178 to 1770 code for a protein of 530 amino acids. Gene Ontology annotation, biological process: regulation of DNA-templated transcription. The record is from RefSeq and is a predicted model, not a curated record. Gene Ontology annotation, molecular function: sequence-specific DNA binding; DNA-binding transcription factor activity.